GUCAAAACUACUCAAAAUCAAAACAAUGCAACAGGAUAAUGAUAAUGGUAUUAAAACUGUUCUGAAACUUUUGAAUAAUAAAAAAAAGUGGUAAAUAUGUGGUGCAUUUUGGACGAAACAACUUGAUUGGUGAUUGAGGUCUUUGAAUAUUAAAAUCAUGGCAGGAGUAGAAGAGGAAAUACCAGCGUUCUCAAUGUGGAAAAUGUUCAAUGAUACCAUAGCAGUUCUGAUUAGAGGAGACUGUUCUGAAAGUAGUGUCAAAAGGUUAGCGGCAAUAAUUCAGUCCAAGGAAUGCUCAAAUAUCUUUAUUUGUAUCAAAGAUGCUAAUGUAACAUUCCAACAGUACCAACAAAUCAGUGAAAAGUACAAGGCAUUCACUACUUGGCUACUAGGCCAGUUUUUUUAUUUACUGGGAUGUGAAAGAUUCUCGAAACUUCAUGAUAUUAUCAUAGAUACACAACUCUGUAUAUUGGAUCAGUUAUCUAGUACUCAGCUGAAUGUCUAUCAGGAGUUGUCCCUGGAAUAUAGUAAAGCCUUUGAUCUUGUGAUGAAUUAUUAUAAAACUCCAGUAGACAGGUUGUGCCUGGAAAUUUUUGUUCCUCUGACAUUUGAUGAUUUAAGUACAAAGUUGGAUUUGACCCAAGUAUACAUGGAAAUUAAUUCUAAGAAGAAUUCAGUGAUGGUACUGAGUAAACUGAUGAAAUUUGUCAAAUACAAAUUAAAGGAAAACUUCAUGUUUUAUAGUUUUGAUGAGUAUACAUACAAGCUAUUGGAUCAUCUGAUAUUUUUAAGCAGUGAAAUGGUUGAGGAAUUAUUGAUAGACACCAUGGAAAUCUUUACAGAACUUCUCCUUGAUACAUAUCAUAGAUUUGAAGAAUAUGAUGUGAACAUUAGAAGAACAUUUCAUUCAUUUGCAUCCUUAUUGGAGCAGUAUGUGUACAAAUUGUUUGAUGGAUCUACAGUGUUGAACAUCACAGACACAGGCAGGUUUGAAUCAUUACUGGUCAAAUAUUUGAAAAUGGAUGAUAACCUGAAAAGGAAUAUGAGUAAUGUUGGCAGAAUAAAUGAAUUCAUUUUCAAUACUAGUUUGACCAAAAAUAAAAUUUUACCUUCUGAGAAUCUACAAAUGUUAUCUGUUGAGUACUUGAGUAGAUUACCACCAGAUAUCAACUUCUCAAACCAUAUUAUACAGCAUUUCAAUUCAACAAAUUUCACAAUGCUUCAUUAUUUCAAAGACCAGAUAUGUCAUGACAUUUCUGAAUGUGAAAGUAUUUCACAAGGCAUAAAAGUUUAUGAUGGAAACUUCAGCAACAUUUGGAGACUACUUCAUGAUAAAAUUAUGACCAAAUUAACAACACUCACCUGUGACUAUGGAUGUGAAUUUCGUUAUUUCUUUCCAUUUUUCAAAGGCCUUUCAGAUAUGUUAAUUCAAAUCCAGUUAUCAUUAGUGAAAAACAAAGGUCACAAAUGUUUGUUGUACUAUUUUGAUGAGAAAGAGUUGUUGCUACAGUUUAUACUGAAAUUUUUGAGGCAUAUGAAUAAAUGUGAUGGAACCACUGAGGAUGUAGAUAAUGCAACACAUUUUUUAUUGUUGCUCAUGCUUCUUACUAGUUCAAGAAAUAUUGAUAUCAUAUUCAAUUUCGUGGCAUUUCCACUUCUGAAGGGUAUAUGCUACAAAAAUGAAAAUCAGUAUCCAGACAGUUUUAUUGCUGAUGGGUCUAUAGGGGAUGUGAAAAUGGCCAUAAGAUCAUUCUACAAAUUUUUGUCUGCCCAGAAUAUAAAGCAAUCCACAUGUUUGAGACAAAUAAAUAGAUUCUUCAGGAUUGUUUCAAGUGGUUUAUUGACCCUAAAUAGUACACAUAUCAAUUCCAUUGAAAUAUUGUAUGUGAAAAUUUGCAAGAAUUUAUUGGAAUCCACAGAUGAGGAAUGUAUUAAAAUAGUUGUUGAAACUUUUCCAUAUAUUUUCACAUUAUUUGAAGAUACUGAUGUUCUGAUGACUGAUAUUUUAUACCCUGUAUUUUCAAAACAGAAAGAGACUAUUUUACAAGAGGCAUUUCAUAUUUCAUCCACUGUGAUAUGCUGCUCAAGUUCAGAUUAUACCAAGGUUAUCAUGUGGAAUAAAACAGAGUCUAUGUUAGAUCUUAAAAUAUGCUGCAAAAAGUGCACAUUCUCCAAUAGAUUGGAUAUGAAAAAAAAUAUCAACAUUCUAGAAGAUCAAUUUGGAGAUGAUAUUGUAGGUUUAAAUUACACCAAAAUCAAUGUUGAUGAACGAACCAAUAACUUGAUGUUGAGGCAUGUACUUGCUUUUCUCAACAAAGGAUCCUCAAAUGUCAAGAUAGAGUGUCUAGGGGUAUUACCAUAUCUAUCUAGCCAUGCUUUACAGUUUCAUUCACCAGGUGUCACUAAAAUUUGGAUAGAAAAAGCGGGUGAUCUGAACAAAGAUGUAAGAAAGUCAUUUUCUGACAUCAUCUGUUCCACAAUAGAACAUUUCCAGGAAAAUACAAUUUUAUCUACAAAAAUCAAAACGGAAAUACUAGAUAUUAUAUUAACAUAUUUACUCACUCUGACAAAAAAAUCACUGAAACAUUCUGAUUUUGAUUUACAAGACACCAUACUGAGUACAAUCGAGAGUAUAAUUAGUAUCAAGUGUGAACAAAUCAUUCUAGACACAAUGAAGAUUCUCUUGUACUUCAUAAUGAUACCAACCUCAAAAUAUCCUUUGAUAGCUGUUAACAAAUGUUUCAAAUUGGCCAAACGAAAUGAAACCAGUACUACUACCAUCUAUAGUCAGAACAAGAAAGAACUGUGUGAAGUUAUUGUACAGUUGUGUACAGUGAAUCAAGCUUUAAUAAAUUAUGGAUUGUCUACAUCUCUACAGAAGGUGUCUUUGAUGCUUGGUUUCUAUGGUUCCAAAGAAUUUGUUACUCAAGAGAGUAACCACUUGUUACCAUUCUUUGUGUCAAAAAUUGUUAAAAUGCCUGCAGCAACUAGACUCAUUCUGGAAAUGUCAACACUUAUGGAAACUGAUGUUUCUGAGCUGUUGUCUAUGAAGUAUGGAUACAUUUUCAUUUAUGUGUUUUUGGAAAUGUCUAAUGAAGAGUUCAAGAAAUGCAUGCUUUAUUUAGAAAAAUCGACUAGUUCAAGUGGUCCUUCAUUGCGAAAAAGAAAUUUCAGGAUAAUCCUCAAUGAACUUCUGCUGAAUUUCCAUGAGAAAAAAGAUAAAGUGGCAUUGGCUCUGAAACUUCUAGCUGACGAAGAUACAGAGACAAAAUCAAGCUCAAUACAGGAUUAUUUGCAUUCACAUUUUCUUGGAGUGCUGCUUUAUUUUGAUGUCAAGUUAAUUUCCAAAAAUAUCAGAAAAGAUAAAUUUCUUCUUAGUUUGGCGGAUUUAUUCAGGUUCAUGGGCUCGAAACAUAUAAUGCCUCUACGUUUCAAAAUAAUUGCCAUGCUGCAGACAACGAAUUAUGGUAGCUUUCCCCUACUAAAUUGUGAAGUUUGGAAUGCUUUCAUACAUACUUGCGAUAUCGAAUCUCUAGGGCCCCAGUUGGCACUCAUAUUUGUAUCCAUUUUACCAUUACUUGAACAUUGCCCAAAAGAAGUGAACGGAAUCUUCAACUAUCUUUUAAUAAAAAAUGAAUCCAAGUUGAAAAACUAUAUCCCAGACUUAUUUUUCGUCAACGAUGCGAAAGUGGAUCAUGAGAUAUUGCUACUGAUCAAGAAACACUUGAAGCCCAUAGAAAAAGGCACGCUCAAUGAAAAAAUCCAAAAAUUUCUAAAGUAUCUGACACACGAGUCUGUGGAGGUUCGCAUCCAAGGUUUGAAGUAUUUGAAAGGCUAUUUGGAACAAAGUAGGGAAGAGCUGGAUCAGAUGAUUCUCGAUUAUAAUGGGAUUAAUCCAGUCAUCGUUGAACUAAUCGAUAUAAUAACGUUGGGAUGUAGGGAAAAGGAUGAAUCGCUGAGGCUAGCAUGUGGUGAGGUUAUGGGAGAAUUAGGUGCUAUUGAACCCAGUCAUUUGCCAAGAAGGUAUACACGUGAUGAGAGGUCAUUUUCCUUUUACAUCAAUGAAGAUUCCUUUAUUGUCAGUUCUCUAAAUGAAUUGAUCAAAGCACUACAGACAGAAAAAAACACACAGAGUAUGGACAGGUACGCCCUUGCCAUACAGGAAAUUCUGAAAGGGUACGAAAUUUCUCCAGAUAACAGCAGUAGCAGAUUUGAUCUAUGGAAUCAAUUUCCUGAAACACAGAAGGAGGUUAUGUUGCCUUUGCUCUCUUCAAGAUAUAUGAUUGCCCAUUCAGUAUUACCUAGUAAUCUUCCUACACCUAUAUAUGGUUCAAACUCUGGAGCAUCUUUUCAUUCUUGGUUAUACAAUUGGACUUCAAGUUUAAUAUCCGUGCUCCCCGAUGAAAGGAAGGUAUUAUUGAAAGUAACUUUACCGAGUAUGAAGCAAGACAAGCGGAUUUUAAUGCAUUUUUUGCCACAUGUCCUACUUCAUGCCUUACUGGAAGGUAGUGACCGAAUAGCUGAGAAAUGUUUCGUUGAAAUUAUCACUAUUACUAGUUCUUUUUCAAAGAAGAAAUCUAUGGAUGAAAAAGUACUCAAUCUUAGACCUAUUCCAAUUCCUGGUUUGGCUGGUGAACCGCAGGUCAUCACCCCUGAAGAAGUCAAGCAGAUGCAGUGUACCAAAGUUGUGUUUAUAUUGUUAGAUUUCUUGGAUCGUUGGGUCAGAGAAUGGCAAUGGCAAAAAGGUUUAGCAGGAAGGUCUAAUGAACAUUUCCAAAUAAUCAAAGGUUUUCAAAAAGAACUCUGUAAGCUGCAACUGGCCAAAUGUAACUAUCAUUGCGGAGAAUAUCCUAGAGCACUGAUGUAUUUGGAGGACUAUAUAGCAGAUAAUAAAGCUGAGAUAUACAAUAACCUUACUUUCCUGGCCGAGAUUUAUGCACAAUUAGAAGAACCAGAUGGAGUUGAUGGUGCAACAGCCCUCCAACUGAACGAACCCUCUGUAGAAGAAAGAAUCCUCGCUCUUGAAGUUUCUGGAAAAUUAGCAGAUGCGACAACUUGCUAUGAACAUAUGCUUCAGCCACUCAAAUUAUAUCAUAUUCAGGGUUUGGUACAGUGCUAUCUAGAUCUGGACAAUGUCAACACUGCUCUGAAUUUCGUUAAAGGGGCGUUACACAGUCAGCCUGAUUUUGGCAAUAUGCUCCUCGAAAUGCAAGCCGAACCGCUAUGGCGUCUAGGCCAAUAUGACGAACUCGGCUGUUUACUGGAGAAGCCGGAUAUGCUUGGGAACAAAAGCUGGGGUGCUCAAGUCGGAAAAGCGUUGAUACAUUUCAAAACUGGUGAAAGAGAGGAAUUCCAAACCACUCUGAAUGGUUUGAUGAGACAACAGGUGAUGUCGUUUAGCGCUGCUAGUCUAGAAGAAGGCGCUUAUCAACACGGCUAUGGCUACGUAUCGAAACUGCAUGCUCUGAACGAACUACAGCAAGUUGAAAAAGUCGUGUCCGAACUUUUGCUGAAGCCUAACGAUAAACAGUAUGCCGAAAACCUGAUGAAAAAGAUGAUGAAUGAGUGGACAUUGAGGAUCAAGGUAGUGGAGGAAUCAGUUCGUAUAAUAGAACCUCUGUUAUCUACGAGAAGGGUAUCAUUGAACCUUGCUAAAAAAAUUGCAGAAGAAAAGAUUCAGGGAGCUGUUCCAUACUUGGAUUCUUUGCUGGGAGAGUGUUGGCUAUUAAGUGCUAAAAUUGCAAGAUCUGCUGGAAUGCAUCAACAAGCAUACACAUAUAUCGUAAAGGCAGAAGAGUAUGCGCCCAAAACUCUGUUUUUGGAAAAGGCAAAGCUUCAUUGGCUUAGGGAAGAACAUGAACAGGCAUUGACAACUCUGAGAAGAGGUCUUGAAGUACUUAUUCCAGAAGGGAAUUCUCCUGCACUUUCACUUGAACAAAGAAAACUCUGUGCAGAAGCUAAACUAUUGAUAGCAACCUACAAUGAUGAAAUUUCUAAUGUAGAUGCGGAUGUAAAUUUGCAUAACUAUAGGAAAGCUGUGGAAAUGUUCAAGGAAUGUGAGAAAAGCUUGGUAUGCCUUGCACAAUACUAUGAUAAAUUAUUUCAAAACUAUAGUGACACGGAACGUGACAGUCCCAAAGGCAGUGCAGUGCAACUGCACAUGAUCAAUUUCUUUGGCAAAUCUCUACAAUACGGGACAAUCUACAUAUAUCAAUCGAUGCCACGUCUUCUUUCCAUUUGGUUCGAUUAUGGAACAAGACUGCUAGAUGUCCAGAGUUCUAUGAAAGAUGAGAGGAAAAAUACUCUGCUGAGUAUGACUAAAUUAAUUGAUUCUUAUCUGGAUAGGUUGCCGGCUUUUGUGUUUCUGACUGCAUUUUCUCAGCUGGUGUCAAGAAUUUGUCACCCACAAAAGGAGGUAUAUAUAAUGCUGAAAUCAAUAAUAAUAAGGCUAGUUCAGCAAUACCCACAACAAAGUUUAUGGAUGAUAAUUUCUGUCAUUAAGUCCAGUUAUUCAUUGAGAUCGAAAAGAUGUGCUGAAAUUUUGUGUGAUCCUCGAUUGAAAACGAAUACUUUAACGAAACUCGUAAAAGAUUUCACCAGUUUUGCAGAGAAGUUAAUCGAAUUGUGUAAUAAAGAAAUUCCUACAGAUGUGAAUAAAACUAGUGUCAACUCUCUGCUGAGAGCGCUUCCAAGGUUACUAGCAAAAGACGAUUUCAGUGAAAUAAUGAUGCCCACUUUCAAAUUCAGAAAGCUGAUACUUCCCAACCCGGAUUUUUCAAGUAACCAGCACAACCCCUUUCCGAAUUUGUAUGUUCAUAUUGUGGGAAUAGACGAUGAAAUGAAUAUUCUGCAGAGUUUACAGAAACCGCGUAAAAUUUCAUUGAAAGGUUCUGAUGGAAAAAAGUAUGUUUACAUGUUGAAGCCGAAGGACGAUUUGAGAAAAGAUUUCAGACUAAUGGAGUUUAAUGAUAUCGUGAAUCAAUUAUUGGCAAGAGAAGGGGAAGCUCGACAGAGACGGCUGAAUAUCAGGUUAUAUUCCGUAGCACCUCUGAAUGAAGAAUGUGGACUGAUAGAAUGGGUUUCCAAUCUUGUUGGUCUCAGGCCUAUAUUAGUAUCAUUAUACACACAGAGAGGUUUGGUGAUGAAAGGCAAGGAUUUAAAAGAGGUUUGUUGUAAUAAUCGCGACUCCCUCGAGAAGAAAAGAGAAGUUUUCACAAAGAAAGUACUGCCGCGUCAUCCUCCUAUAUUAGGUGAAUGGUUCAGAAAAACUUUUCCAGAUGCUCAGAGCUGGUUAACUGCUAGAACUGCUUAUGUAAGAACUACUGCCGUUAUGUCAAUGGCAGGGUAUAUUCUAGGGUUGGGAGAUCGCCACGGUGAAAAUAUUUUACUAGAUUCCACUUGCGGUGACGUAAUGCACGUGGACUUCAACUGUUUAUUCAAUAAAGGUGAAAAAUUCGACUGGCCCGAAAGAGUCCCAUUCAGGUUGACGCACAACAUGGUGGCGGCUAUGGGGCCUUUGGGAGUCGAGGGUGUCUUCAGGAAGUCGUGCGCUUGUACUCUGAGAGUGCUACGAAUGAAUGCGAACACCUUGAUGUCCAUAGUUGCCCCAUUCGUAUACGACCCUUUGGUCUCGUGGACCAGAAAUGUCCCUGCGUUGACGAGCUUGCAUACUGCUGAAAGAACAAAUGAAGAGGCUGUCGAUCACAUUAGAAAUAUCGAACAUCGGCUACAGGGUAAAGUGAAAACUAUGUACAGGACGAUAGUGACGCCAUUGUCGGUCGAAGGACAAACAAAUUAUCUUAUAAACGAAGCUGUUAGUGUUGAUAACCUAUGCCAAAUGUAUAUUGGCUGGGGUGCUUAUUAUUAGUUUUUGAUAUUGUACAUGAAGUGUUAUUUCGUUAUGAGAUCUGAAUAUAUUUUUUUACUUAUUGGUAAUGAA
Messenger RNA from Phaedon cochleariae (mustard beetle), 7939 nucleotides. The record is from the annotation of a GenBank genome assembly. Lineage: Eukaryota; Metazoa; Arthropoda; Insecta; Coleoptera; Chrysomelidae.